Molecule: messenger RNA, 3040 nt
Organism: Diceros bicornis minor
Lineage: Eukaryota; Metazoa; Chordata; Mammalia; Perissodactyla; Rhinocerotidae
Product: beta-galactosidase-1-like protein 2
Exons: 20
Coding region: 57-2012 (651 amino acids)
Biological process (GO): carbohydrate metabolic process
Cellular component (GO): vacuole
Molecular function (GO): beta-galactosidase activity
Source: RefSeq, a predicted model, not a curated record
GCCCCGCCGAGCGCGGGCUGGAGUGGGAGCUGGUUCCCGAGCGCCGCGGACGCGGGAUGCCCACGUGGAGCCUGCGGCGGAGGCCCGGCCGCACACUCGGACUCCUGCUGCUGGGGAUCUUGAGUCUCCUGGUGAUCCGCAGGUAUCUAUACCUCGAGCAGGGCAGCUGUGACCAUGAGGUGGCUCAGAGGUUGAACUGGCGUAAUCUGAUCUCUCCAUGGCUAAGACACCGCCAGUCAGGGCUGCAGGCAAAAGGCCAAAACUUUAUGCUGGAGGACUCCACCUUCUGGAUCUUUGGGGGCUCUGUGCACUACUUCCGUGUACCCAAGGAAUACUGGAGGGACCGCUUGCUGAAGAUGAAAGCCUGUGGCUUGAAUACCCUCACCACCUACGUUCCGUGGAACCUCCAUGAGCCAGAAAGAGGCAGAUUUGACUUCUCUGGGAACCUGGACCUGGAGGCCUUUGUCCUGACUGCUGCGGAGAUCGGGCUGUGGGUGAUUCUGCGUCCAGGCCCCUACAUCUGCAGUGAGAUCGACCUCGGGGGCUUGCCCAGCUGGUUACUCCAAGAUUCUGGCAUGAGGCUGAGAACAACGUACAAGGGCUUCACCGAAGCAGUGGACCUUUAUUUUGAUCACCUGAUGUCCAGGGUGGUGCCACUCCAGUACAAACAUGGAGGACCCAUCAUUGCUGUGCAGGUGGAGAAUGAAUAUGGUUCCUAUAAUAAAGACCCCGCCUAUAUGCCUUACGUCAAGAAAGCCUUGGAGGACCGAGGUGUUGUGGAGCUGCUCCUGACUUCAGACAACAAGGACGGCCUGAGCAAGGGGGCGGUUGAUGGAGCACUGGCCACCAUCAACUUACAGUUGCAACACGACCUGCAGUUGCUGACCACCUUUCUCUUCAGCGUCCAGGGGGCUCGGCCCAAGAUGGUAAUGGAGUACUGGACGGGGUGGUUUGACUCGUGGGGAGGCCCACACAACAUCCUGGAUUCCUCUGAGGUCUUAAAAACAGUGUCUGCCAUCAUCGAUGCCGGCUCCUCCAUCAACCUCUACAUGUUCCAUGGAGGCACCAACUUUGGCUUCAUAAAUGGAGCCAUGCAUUUUUAUGAAUAUAAGUCUGAUGUCACCAGCUAUGACUAUGACGCAGUGCUAACAGAGGCUGGGGACUACACGGCCAAGUACGUCCAGCUCCGGGACUUCUUUGGCUCCAUCUCAGGUGCCCCUCUGCCUCCCCCGCCUGACCCUCUUCCCAAGACUGCAUAUGAGUCAGUGACGCCAGCUUUCUACCUGUCACUGUGGGACGCCCUGAAGUACCUGGAGACACCAGUCAAUUCUGAAAAGCCAGUCAAUAUGGAGAACCUGCCAGUAAACAAUGGAAAUGGACAGUCCUUUGGGUACACUCUGUACGAGACCACCAUUGCCUCAUCUGGUGUCCUCAGUGGUCUUGUGCGUGACCGGGGACAGGUAUUUGUGAACACAGUAUCUAUAGGAUUCUUGGACUAUGAAACGAAGGCAAUCAAUAUCCCCUUGAUUCAGGGUCACACCAUGCUGAGGAUCUUGGUGGAGAAUCGUGGGCGAGUCAACUAUGGGGAGAUUGAUGAUCAGCGCAAAGGUUUAAUUGGAAAUAUCUAUCUGAAUGAUUAUCCCCUGAGAAAAUUCAGGAUCUACAGCCUGGAUAUGAAAAAGAGCUUCUUUCAGAGGUUCAGCUCCCACGAAUGGAACCACGUCCCUGAAGUACCUACAUUCCCUGCUUUCUUCUUGGGGGCCUUGUCAGUUGCCCUUUCCCCUUCUGACACUUUUAUGAAGCUGGAGGGCUGGGAGAAGGGGGUUGUAUUCAUCAAUGGCCAAAACCUUGGACGCUACUGGAACAUCGGACCCCAGGAGACCCUCUACCUCCCAGGUGCCUGGUUGGACCAAGGCAUCAACCAGGUCAUUGUUUUUGAGGAGAAGAUGGCAGGUCCUGUGAUACAGUUCACUGAAACACCCCACCUAGGCAGGAACCAGUACAUCAACUGAGCAGCACUGCCCGGCACCUCCUCGUGGUGGGAAGGAAGCAAGAGGGCGCCACCCUCCUCCCGGCUGAUGGGAGGCCUGGCAGGCCCCUCGCACCCUCGCAGCAUGAGAGUGUCCUUAAGUAGCAACCUCCGGGAGUCCAGGGGCCACAGCUCUGCCCACUGUUUGAGUUCAAGACCCUAAACCUGGAGACCUGAAGAGGAGAGGUAGGAUGGCCAGGGAGAGACCCCUUCUUACCUGAAGUGGCUUCUUGACCCAGCUCUGUUGAUGGCGCCUUUCUACUUCCCUGCUCUUCUGGGAGAGGACAGAAGGCUGUCUCUCUGGGGGUGGGAAUGUCUAAUCAGAUCUCCAUGAGGGUGUCUGGGGCCCUCAGGAAAGGGCCUGACUAGCUGGCCAUGACUCCUGGUCAUAUGUUUGCUCCUCUGAGGUUCUCACCUGGCUCGACCACAUCCCUUGUGGCCCCUUUUCAUUUCUGAAGUAGUGAGUGGUCACCACUUGCAGGGGAUAGGGAAGGGGGUGUGUCCUCUGAUAGGCUUUGUUCUUUCUUCAAACCCUCCCAAGCCUUCUCUAGGAUUCUGGGAGAAAUUCCGUUUGAGACAUGUUUUCUCCUUUUCAUUCUCAGUCUGAUUGCAUCUGAAUCUGACAGGAUGACAGGCCAAGUUUAUGUGAAGCAGAAACACUCGGCCACUUGUUUUUCUGAAUUAGAGUGUGUCCAGUUUUGCUCAGGGAGAAGCAUCAGCUGAGGAGGAGAUGUAGCUCCUAGCAGAAACCACACCCUCUCAGGGCCCGCAGGGAGACAGCAGGAGGCCACUCCAGUGCGGGGCCGUGGGGGGCCUCCCUGGAAUGUUGGGGCAGCCUAGAGCAGGCCUUGCUCCAGCUCCCUCCCCCUCUCAGCCCCUCUGGCCACUCAGCAGAGCGGAGAGGCAGCCUGCCCUUGCAGUUGUCUGUCCACUUCUGAGGCGCUUGUUCUGGGGAUUGAGCCCAGUGGUUUGGCUCAGGUUUGCUGUCUUGAAUUGCAAUAAAGCAGUAGA